CACAUCAAUUUUCCAAAAGCAAACUUGAAUCGUGUUGUAUGUGUUAGGUAUACCUCUCACUAUAUUUGCUUUCGCCUUGUUUAUUAUUGAUUUCCCCCCUCCAAAGUUUCUCGAGCAAUCACACAGGACCUUGAAAGCAUUCGCAUUCGCAUUCGCAAAACUAGAACCAUGGCUAUUGCCACUUCUCCCGUAUCCUUGUGGAGCCGGAAACGCGAUCUCGUCUACUUCGCAUUCUUCGCCAUCCAUGUCCCCAUCAUCUUCUUGGUCGAUGCCGCUCCCAUCCUGCCGUCUUUCCUCCAGUCCACUCUCAGCGUGACGCUACGCGAGUUCUACAUCGAAACCUAUCAUGACAAGUUCUUCGAGGAAGCCCCAACCACUUGGUUUACCUUCUUUCUGUUGAUGGAGCUUUUCUAUCAUGUUCCGCUCAGUGUCUGGGCUCUGCGCGGCCUGAAGAAAGAUGAUCCUCUUGUUCCCGUCCAUUUGCUCGUUUUCGGAGUGCAAUCGUUCCUCACCUCGGCCAUCUGUCUGGUGGAGGUCUGGAGCUGGACUGACCGUACGCUCGACCAGAAGCAGAAUAUUACCAUGCUCUAUGGUCCUUAUGUUGCUCUCGGUAAGGCUGAUCUAAAUUUAGGGCUUGUUCCUUCUGUGGAAGACAGCAAGUAGUUACAGUACCAGUUGGCAGGGGCUGACUUAUGGGUUCUCUAGGCGCAUUUAUGGC
This is a messenger RNA of Aspergillus aculeatus ATCC 16872, 718 nucleotides long. RefSeq names its product EXPERA domain-containing protein. Gene Ontology annotation, cellular component: endoplasmic reticulum. The record is from RefSeq and is a predicted model, not a curated record. The transcript is spliced from 3 exons. NCBI's taxonomy places the organism in Eukaryota, Fungi, Ascomycota, Eurotiomycetes, Eurotiales, Aspergillaceae. The coding region runs from base 169 to 663 and encodes 164 amino acids.